AUGCCUUCUCUUCAGCCGUCAUGCACCCCUCCCUAUCAUUUCGGGAGACGAUUCAAUGAGAAAACCGAUCGGAACCUGAUCCUUCUCACCACGACCCUGGUGAAUUUCUUAGAUCUAUUCCAGCUAUCUGCAGUUCUCUUCGGGCUGCCGGACAUUCAACGAGCCCUUGACUUCACUUCUGAAGAUGUCAAUUGGGUUUUAGUUGUAUAUAGUAUCACGUUUGCGUCGUUACUCUUGAUUGGGGGCCAAGUAGGCCAAUGGCUAGGCCUAGAAAAGACUUUCAUCACAGGUACAGCAAUUCUCACCAUAUCAAACAUCAUCAACGCCGCUGCAACGAAUAAAGGCACCCUGCUCGCUGGUCGUGCCAUUUCAGGUAUUGGGGCAGGUUUAACCGCUCCAAACGGACUUGCCAUCAUCAGCAGGACGUUUCCUGACGGAGAGGCACGCAACACAGCAUUGGCCAUCUACACAGCGUGUGCGCCUCUGGGAUCCACGGUUGGUACUGUCGUUGGUUCUCUCCUCUCUUCUUCUUCAGUUGGGUGGAGGUCCAUCUUUUGGGUUUGUAUUAUUUUGACGGCGUUAUCCCUUAUUUUCGCGUGUUUAUUCCUACCAAAGUUCGCGAGAACUAGCGAUCUAUCCAUCGACAUCCUCGGUGCUGUUGUGUUUACCAUUGGAGUUGCGCUGUUGGUAUACGGCGUCAAUGAUGGCGCAAGAGCUGGCUGGGACUCGGCCCCCGUCCUCGUCGGCGUGAUCCUCGGCGCAUGCAUUUGCAUCUCGCUGUUCUUCAUCGAGACCAAAGUACCCAACCCAGCUAUCCCUCGCUAUGUCUGGAGGUCGGGCCCGUUUGCGCUCAUGAUGUUUGCCAUAUUUGCCUUCGGUGGCAGCUUUAGCGCCUGGUUCUUUAUUGUUACGCAACUGUGUGUGAACCUAUUGGGUUACACGCCCGUCCUUACUGCUGUAUAUUUCUUGCCAGGUGCUUUCUCUGCGAUAGCCAGCGGGGCUCUGUCCGCGCCAAUGGUCAAGUGGAUCGGAGAAAAGGGGACUCUGGUUCUCGGCCUCGUAAUAACUGCCUGUGGCGCUGUAUCUUGGGCAUUCGCAACACCAGAACGAGCCGGUGGAACGUACCACGGGGGGGGAUACUGGUAUUCGAUUGUGUGCGCGAUUUUGUUUGUUUGUGGCAGCCCGCUUGCAAUGGUGCCGGCUCAGAGUAUUUUGCUUCGCCACGUUGAAUCCGGCAGUCAUGCCGUUGCUGCUGCGUUAUUUAAUACAGCAUACCAGGUCGGCGCCAGUGUACUCCUAGCAGGGGCCAAUGCUUUGAUGAAUUCGCAAAGAGAAGCUGCCGGGGACAUGGUAGUAGUGUCUAUGGAUGGAUACCGCAAUGCAUUUUGGCUACUUACUGGUGUUCUGGGAGCGGGAGCUGUGCUGAUUACAGCGUUUUAUUGGCCUAAAGCAACAGAUGAGGCCCUGCCCAAGGAAACAACAGAGCCCAACAACGACCUGGCAAUUGUUGAAAAGGCAUGA
Trichoderma breve is the source of this 1521-nucleotide messenger RNA. RefSeq names its product major facilitator superfamily domain-containing protein. The coding region runs from base 1 to 1521 and encodes 506 amino acids. Lineage: Eukaryota; Fungi; Ascomycota; Sordariomycetes; Hypocreales; Hypocreaceae. The record is from RefSeq and is a predicted model, not a curated record. The transcript is spliced from 4 exons. Gene Ontology annotation, molecular function: transmembrane transporter activity. Gene Ontology annotation, biological process: transmembrane transport. Gene Ontology annotation, cellular component: membrane.